AUGGCUGUGGAGUUACAAGCCGUAGUCAUGGCUGUUGGCGGUGGCUCUCGGAUGGUGGACCUAACCACUGGGAUCCCAAAGCCGCUGCUUCCCGUGGGAAACAGACCUCUCCUGUGGUAUCCACUGAAUAUGCUGGAACGAGCCGGCUUUGAAGAAGUAAUAGUGGUGACAACCAAAGACGUACAGAAAAGUUUCCCAGACACCAAAAUGAAAGUGGAUAUUGUGUGUCUACCGGAGGAUAAAGCUGACAUGGGGACUGCUUAUUCCCUGCGUUAUAUCUACCAGAAGAUCAAGAGCGAUGUUUUAGUCAUCAGUUGUGACCUCAUCACCGAGGUCGCACUUCAUGAGGUUGUUGACUUGUUCCGGGCUCACGAUGCCACACUGUCCAUGUUAAUGCAGAAAGCAUCUGAGCCCACUGAGCAUAUCCCGGGACAGAAAGGGAAGCAGAAGGCAGUGGAAGAGCGGGAUUUUAUCGGGGUGGAUGACACGGGAACGCAGCUUUUAUUACUGGCUAAUGAGGAGGACCUGGAUAGUGGUCUGGAUGUGAAAAAAUGCAUUCUGCAGAGGUACCCUCGAGUUCACAUCAAGAUGGGAAUGGUAGACGCACAUCUGUACUGCCUGAAGAAAUACGUGGUGGAUUUUCUGGCUGCCAAUGAGUCCUUCUCCUCCAUCCGAAGGGACCUGUUGCCAUAUUUGGUUGAAAAGCAAUUCUCAUCCUCUGCGUUAUCCCUGAAAGAGAAGAGUACAGAGCAUGAUGGGAGCAAGGAGAACAAGCCCUGUGACAUAUACAGCUUUAUAACACAGGAUGAACUGAUGGACACCGCACUCGGUAUGUCAUCCUGGAACGACCAUCGCGGCGACAUGCGAGACCCAUACCACGGGAACAGACUACGGUGUUAUGUCCACAUAGCCAAGAACGAAUUCUGUUGUCGAGUAAAUAGUCUGGCUACCUAUAUCGAGGCAAACAGACAAGUUCCACGACUGUUGUGUGCUGUUUGCAGUGAAGAUCCACAAGUCCAUCCGACAGCAGUGAUCACAAACAAACUAAUGGUCGGUGGAGACAGUAUGAUUGGCGCACAGACCCAAGUUGGGGAGAAAACAUCUAUAAAGCAUUCCCUGGUGGGAUCCAACUGCAACAUCCGGGACGUAGUGAAGAUCACCAACUGCAUAAUAAUGAACGGGGUCACGGUGCACGAGGGCUGCACCCUCCAAGGCAGUGUGAUCUGUAACAAUGUUGUGAUCGAAAGCGGAGCAGAAGUCAAAGAUUGCUUAUUGGGACCUAACAUACACAUCAACAGCAAAGCAAAACGUGUCAACGAGAUCAUCAUGGGCAACGAGCAGCUGAUGGAGAUCUGACCUUGUCUUUGGCUCCAUGUCCUCACUCCCUCCCUGUCUUAUUUAUAUAGGAAUAAAAGAUGUGGAGCUUUC
Molecule: messenger RNA, 1428 nt
Organism: Spea bombifrons (plains spadefoot toad)
Lineage: Eukaryota; Metazoa; Chordata; Amphibia; Anura; Pelobatidae
Gene: EIF2B3
Product: eukaryotic translation initiation factor 2B subunit gamma
Exons: 11
Coding region: 1-1356 (451 amino acids)
Biological process (GO): biosynthetic process; cytoplasmic translational initiation
Cellular component (GO): eukaryotic translation initiation factor 2B complex; guanyl-nucleotide exchange factor complex
Molecular function (GO): guanyl-nucleotide exchange factor activity; translation initiation factor activity
Source: RefSeq, a predicted model, not a curated record